Messenger RNA from Acipenser ruthenus (sterlet), 1917 nucleotides. RefSeq names its product AP-1 complex subunit mu-1-like. The record is from RefSeq and is a predicted model, not a curated record. Gene Ontology annotation, molecular function: clathrin-cargo adaptor activity. Gene Ontology annotation, cellular component: clathrin-coated vesicle; clathrin adaptor complex. Gene Ontology annotation, biological process: vesicle-mediated transport; intracellular protein transport. The transcript has 12 exons. NCBI's taxonomy places the organism in Eukaryota, Metazoa, Chordata, Actinopteri, Acipenseriformes, Acipenseridae. Bases 222 to 1493 code for a protein of 423 amino acids.
AACAGCCUGCGGGUACAUAUCGCUCAACAGAAGCUCACGGUCACUCCUUUAUGCUAAUACGGGCUGUUUGACAAGUUUGUGACGCUAGGAGACCCGGAAGAACGAGUCUGCAUUUAAUUGAAACUAAAACUGGAAAACAAAGAAAAUCGGUAGAAAAGAGAGAAAAGUGUUGAGGUCAUCGGGUUUGUAUUAUUCUAGCAGAUCAUCCAUCCGCAUCCAGCAUGUCUGCGUCGGCGGUUUUUGUGCUGGAUAUCAAGGGGAAGGUGCUGAUCUCUCGGAAUUACAAGGGGGAUAUCGACAUGAAUGAAAUCGAUCACUUCAUGCCCAUUCUGAUGCAGAAGGAGGAGGAAGUUGAUGUGUCUCCAUUUGUGGCCCACGGGGCAGUGCACUUCCUGUGGAUCAAGCACAGUAACCUGUACUUGGUAGCAAUGACUAAGAACAAUGCUAACGCUGCCUUGGUCUUCGCCUUUCUCUAUAAAAUAGUGGAGGUUUUUAAAGAGUAUUUCAAAGAGCUGGAAGAGGAGAGUAUCCGGGAUAACUUCGUAACCGUAUACGAGCUCAUGGAUGAGGUGAUGGAUUUCGGAUUUCCUCAAACAACAGACAGCCAGAUCCUGCAGGAGUACAUCACACAACGGGGGCACAAGCUGGAGGUGGGUGCCCCCCGGCCCCCAGCAACUGUAACCAACGCCGUCUCCUGGAGAUCGGAGGGGAUCAAAUACCGGAAGAACGAAGUGUUUAUGGACGUUAUUGAGUCAGUCAAUUUACUGGUGAGUGCGAGUGGCAGCGUGCUGCGCAGUGAGAUCGUGGGCAGUGUCAAGAUGAAGGUGGUCCUGUCAGGAAUGCCAGAGCUGCGGCUGGGACUCAAUGACAAGCUCCUCUUUCAGAACACCGGCAGGGAUAAGGGUAAGGCUGUGGAGCUGGAGGAUGUGAAGUUCCACCAGUGUGUGCGGCUGUCCCGCUUUGAGAACGACCGCACCAUCUCCUUCAUCCCCCCCGACGGAGACUGUGAGCUGAUGUCCUAUCGACUCAACACGCAUGUGAAACCUCUGAUCUGGAUUGAAUCUGUCAUUGAGAAAUAUUCCCACAGCCGAGUGGAGAUCAUGGUCAAGGCCAGGGGUCAGUUCAAGCAGAGAUCGACGGCAAACAACGUGGAGAUCACGGUUCCUGUGCCGAGCGACGCCGACUCUCCGAAAUUCAAGGCAUGCACCGGCAGCGCCAAAUGGGUGCCGGAGAAGAACGCGGUCAUCUGGACCAUUAAAUCAUUUCCUGGGGGUAAGGAGUACCUGAUGCGGGCACACUUCGGUCUGCCCAGCGUGGACAGUGAAGAACUGGAGAGGAAGCCACCGAUCACGGUCAAAUUUGAGAUUCCCUACUUCACUGUAUCAGGGAUUCAGGUUCGCUACCUGAAGAUCAUUGAGAAGAGUGGAUACCAUGCCCUGCCCUGGGUCAGGUACAUCACCCAGAGUGGAGAUUACCAGCUUCGGACAAACUAAACUGUGCAUUGAAGAUGAAUUUCACACCAUCUUUACUGUGCAGACGAAGACCAAACAAUGGGAAAUCAAACCGGACAAUACAGACAAUCCUUUUAUGAAAGACGGCUUGUUUAUUAUUGAAAAUGUGAAGUGUAGUGUAACUAUGCGUAAUAACAUUGUAACGAUGUUUCAGUACACAUGUAUUUACUAAGUAACUACUAUGUAAAUGCACAGUAAUUAGAGACACAGUGGAAAGUGUUACAGAAAUAACAUGGACAAUAACUGAGUGGGAACAUUACAAAACAUCCCAGCAGUUUAAAUAUGUGACCCGGAUUGCGCUUUGAUUCUACUUGGAUCUGUACCGUCUCGGCUUGUUUUAUUUCUUCUCACUUUGUAUCUCUUAUUUGGAGAGUGGGGUGUUUUCAUUAAACUUCUUCUGAUCAGA